UCAUACUAAUGGUAGUAUGGGCAUUGCAAGACACCCAGUAUCUCUCUCAAAGCGCUCCUCUUCCAGGAAUGAAGCAGAACUUGAUAACCCAUCCCUCCUGUUCUUGCUCUCAAACACAGCCAGCUCCACUCUGUGCACAUAUUUCCUUGUUCCCUCCCCUUCAGAGCUACAGGUUGCAGAUGGGUGUAACCAACAUGCUGGGGGAAGUACAACAGCGUAUCACAUGCUGUUGUUACAUCAGAGCUCAGACUAGACUCAGACAGUCAGACAGUCGUCACUGAGCGAGAGGUGAAAUGGAGCAGAAAGGAGUUCAGCUGGACCGGGAAACCUUCUCUUGUUCCAUUUGUCUGGAUCUACUGAAGGAUCCGGUGACUAUUAACUGUGGACACAGCUACUGCAUGAACUGUAUUAAAGGCUUCUGGGAUGAAGGGGAUGAGAAGGAAAUGUACAGCUGCCCUCAGUGCAGGCAGAGCUUCACACCGAGGCCUGUACUGGUGAAAAGCACCAUGUUAGCAGCUUUAGUGGAGGAGCUGAAGAAGACUGGACUCCAAGCUGCUCCUGCUGAUCACUGCUAUGCUGGAGCUGAAGAUGUGGCCUGUGAUUUCUGCACCGGGAGAAAACUCAAAGCCAUCAAGUCCUGUCUGCAAUGUCUGAUCUCUUAUUGUGAGAAACACCUUCAGCCUCAUGUUGAAUCCCCUGCUUUCGAGAAACACAAGCUGGUGGAGCCGUCCAAGAAGCUCCAGGAGAACGUCUGCUCUCGUCAUGAUGAGGUAAUGAAGCUUUUCUGCCGUACUGAUCAGCAGCUUAUCUGUUCUCUCUGCUCUGUGGAUGAACAUAAAGGCCACGACACAGUCUCAGCUGCAGCAGAGAGAGCUGAGAGGCAGAGAGAGCUCGAGGGGAGUCGACAGACCAUCCAGCAGAGAAUCCAGGACAGAGAGAAAGAUGUGAAGCUGCUUCAACAGCAGGCGGAGGCCAUCGAUCGCUCUGCCGAUAAAGCAGUGGAGGACAGCGAGAAGAUCUUCACCGAGCUGAUCCGUCUCUUGGAGAAAAGAAGCUCUGAUGUGAAGCAGCAGGUCAGAUCUCAGCAGAAAAGAGAAGCGAGUCGAGUCAAAGAGCUUCAGGAGGAGCUGGAGCAGGAGAUCACUGAGCUGAAGAGGAAAGACGUUGAGCUGAAGAAGCUCUCACACACAGAGGAUCACAACCAGUUUCUACACAACUACCCUUCACUGUCACCACUCAGCCAAUCCAGCAUCCAUAUCCGUCCUCUGAGCUGCUUUGAGGACGUGACGGCGGCCGUGACAGAAGUCAGAGAUAAACUACAGGACGUCCUGAGAGAGGAGUGGACAACCGUCUCACUGACAGGGACUGAAGUGGACGUUUUACUGCCACAACCAGAGCCCAAGACCAGAGCUGGAUUCUUAAAAUAUUCACGUGAAAUCACACUGGAUCCAAACACAGCACACACAUGGCUGUUAUUAUCUGAGGGGAACAGGAAAGCAACAUUCAUGAGACAACAACAGUCUUAUUCUAGUCACCCAGACAGAUUCACUGACUGGUUUCAGGUCCUGAGUAGAGAGAGUCUGACUGGACGUUGUUACUGGGAGGUGGAGAGGAGAGGAUUAGUUUCUGUAGCAGUCACAUACAAGAAUAUCAGCAGAGCAGGGAGGUCGGUUGAAUGUGGAUUUGGACGAAAUGACAAAUCUUGGGCAUUAGAUUGUGACAACAACAAAUAUACAUUUUGGUCCAACAAAGUCCAAACUCCCGUCUCAGGUCCUGAGUCCUCCAGAGUAGGAGUGUACCUGGAUCACAGUGCAGGUAUUCUGUCCUUCUACAGCGUCUCUGAAACCAUGACUCUCCUCCACAGAGUCCAGACCACAUUCACUCAGCCGCUCUAUGCUGGACUUUAUGUUUAUGGUUAUGGAAACUCUGCUGAGUUGCGUAAACUGAAAUAGACAGAAGUCAUUUAAGAGUCAAAUUCUGUUUUAACUCUUCUACUUAUUUAGUCUCCAUUUUUGUUGCUGAGAACUGAUUGUUGCGACAUUCUAUUUCACGACAUUCAUUUGCUUUUCUAAACAUUUUUGUAAAUUAGUUUGACAUCUUUAUUUGCUUGUAUUGGCAUUUCAGAAGUGAUGAGAUGAUUUAGUUUGUUGAUGAAAACCAUUCGGGGAGCCCCAGAAGCUCUCAAUGUGCUCAGUUGAGAUCUGUUAUUUUAUCUUUGAUUGUUGAAACAAGGACGAUAUGUUAAAAAAAGAUCUUUACCGAGAUGAUCUGUAGAUAUAGCUGUUGUUUGUUAUUCAUGUAUUUCUUCACGUUAUGUAUCUGCGGGACAGGAAGAUGUCUGUUAAAUAGCAGUGUCUUAAUAGUGUAUAUAAGGGUGUUUAAGUUGUAUGUUAAAAUAGUCAAGUUGAAGAAAAUCUUUCAAGGUGGCAGAAACGCUUCAGGACAUCGUAUUUCUGUAUAUAUCUGAUAUGUU
Molecule: messenger RNA, 2473 nt
Organism: Sander lucioperca (pikeperch)
Lineage: Eukaryota; Metazoa; Chordata; Actinopteri; Perciformes; Percidae
Product: tripartite motif-containing protein 16-like
Exons: 1
Coding region: 294-1952 (552 amino acids)
Molecular function (GO): protein binding; zinc ion binding
Source: RefSeq, a predicted model, not a curated record